AUGUCAAACGUGUCAAAAUAUUUUUUUUUUUUCCAAAUUGUUUAUUUAUUUUUUUGAUAUAAAUUAUAUGUGACAUUAGUGUAUGUGUGUAUAUUUAUUAUUAAUGUAUAAAAAAUAAGCAUAAUUAAAUUUAGUAAUAAUUAUUGCUUUGUUAAACAAUAUGUUUGUUUAUUAAUUUAAAAAAUUGUUUGAUUGUUUAGAUUAAUUAAAUAUGGCUGCAAAUGUUGACAUAUUGUUAUCCUGAUUUUAAUUUACCUGGAACUUUUAAUAUAAAAAGUUUACCAUGUCGGGUGAAUCAACAUCUUCACCACCACAUGAACCACCUGAAUUGGUGGAGGACACUGGUACAUCUGGUGUCAUCAACAUUCAGGAUAUAACAGAAACAGAUAACUGCCAAAGUAUGAGCUAUCAAGAAAUAAUGAUGAAAAAUAAAUUUGAUUUAAAAAAAAAAGAAGAAGAAGUACAGGAAUAUGGAAGAAAACUUAGUAAAAUUAAAUCAAGAACAAAAUUAUCACGACGAAGUGUUGAACCAUUAAGUAAUGUUGAUGAUUCUUCAUCAUCAUCAACAGUGAGACAUGAUUUAUCAUUACCAAUUAUUGAGGAUAUUAAUGAUAUUAGUGAAGCUAAAACACCAAAAGCUAAAUCAAAUUUAUUACAAAAAAAAUUAGCUGAAAAUAGAAAAAUGUUUGAACAACAUAGUAAAGAAAUGACUGAUUCAAAUCGUGCUGUUGAAGAAAAAGUUGAAGCAUUACGUCAACAAAUUAAUGAAACAGAUUUAUUACAUAAAGAUAAUAUAACAAUUUUACCAGUAAGACCAGUUGCAGUUAUAUCACAAAAUGAAACAACUCAAUUACGUGAAAAAGAUAAUAAAAUAUUAGAAUUAGAUACAAAAAUUCAUCAAUUAGAAGCAAUUAUAAUUGAUUUACAAGAUAAUUUAAAAGAAAAAGAUUCAGUUAUUGAUGCUAGAACAAAAGCAAUUGCAUUAAUGUCAGAGGAUUUAUCGAAAAAAGGUAAAACAACAUUGGAUACACUUGAAGAAACAAAAGAUGAAAUGAGAUCAAUGCAGUCUAAUUUUGUAUUAAUGGAAACAUCAUUAAAAGAUAAAAAUGAUCAUUUGAUAAUUCAACUUGAAGAAAAAACAAAAAAAAUUCAGGAACUUGAAGAUGUUGUUAAUAAAAUUGAUAAUUCAAUGAGUGAUACAAAUAUGAUAAGUGAUUUAAAGAAUGAAAUGUCAUUAAUGCAAGAAAAUUUUAUUCUCAUUGAAUCAUCACUCAAAAAUAAAAUUGAUAGCUUAAUGAUACAACUUGCUGAACGUGAAGAACAAUUAUCAAAAGUUGAUGAAAGCAUAGAUGAAUAUAAAAAUAAUUUAUCAACGAACGAACGAACAAUUGAAAUUGAAGAAAAAUUAAAAAUAUUUGAAGAAAAUAAUAAAUUAUUGGAAAAUAAAAAUGAAGAUUUAGAAAAAUAUUUUAUUGAUUUAAUUAAUAAAAAAGAUAAUAGAAUACUUGAAUUGGAAAAUCAGCUGGAAGAAAAUUCAAAGGACAUAAAUGAGAGUGAAAAUGUACAAAAAUUAACUCAACAACUUGAUGAACUAAAUAAAAAUAUGAUAAAAUUAAAAGCACAACAUAAAAAUAAGCUUAAAAAUCUUCAAAAAAAAUUAGAUGAUUUUAAGAAGAUUUCUGAUGUUAAUGCAGAACUUGUGAAACUUGGAAAUCAGGUCGCAUUAUUGGAGGAGGAGAAAGGUAACCUUCAGCUGAGUCUGGUAGACUUUGACGAGCUUAAAGCUUCAACAGCUGAGAUUCAAAAACAUGUGAGUGAAUUGGAAAAUAAAAUUUCGGCUCAAGCUGUUGAUAUUCAAACACAUGUUGAUGCAAUUGCCACAUUGGAAAAUCAAAAAUUCGAUUUAAUGCAAGAGUUACACAAUGUAAAACAAGAAGUAUCAGCUCUGGAAGCUGAAAAUGCAGACAGUGAAAAUUUACGUGUAACAGCUGAGCUUAAAGUUGUUGAUCUUGAGGAGCAAUUAGAUGCUAUUCAAAAAUUAUAUAAGUCCAAAAAUAAUCCACCAACAUCAAUUGAAACUGAUGAUACAAAUAAUGAACAAUUAUUAUCAGAAGAAAAAAUUUUAAAUGCUGAAUUAAGUGUCAAUGAAUUGCUUGAAAAAAUUGAUAAUUUAAUGGAAAAAAAUAAUUUGCUUGAAAUAGAAUUGAAAGAAUUUAAAGAAAAAAAUAUAAAUGUUGAUAAAAAAACAUCUGAAACUGAUUCAACUGAAUCAUUUGAACGUAUGUCUGAUGAAAAUAGUGAAAUAAUACAUAAAAUAUCAGUUUUAGAAGAACGCGAUAGUGAAAUAUCAGAAAGUAUGACACAAAGUAUUCAUCAAAGAAUUGAAAAUCUUGUUCAAGAAAAUAAUGAUUUAGUAAUUGAAUUGACAAAGCUUCAUGAAAAAUAUGAUUCAAUAUUUGAAGAAAAGAAUGAAUUAAAAUUGAAAAUUGAUAAAUUAUCAUUAGACAAUAAUUCAUCAUCAGAAAAUUCAGAUAUGAUGAAUAAAUUGACAAAUAUAGAGCUUGAAAAUAUUCAACUAAAAGAUAACAUUGAAAAAUUAUUAGACAAUAAAAUUAUAACAUCAUUGGAAUUAGAAUUAUCAAAUUGUAAAAGAAUAAACGACCAACAAAUUGAAUUAAUCAAAAAUAUCGAAUUAAAUCUUGAAAAUAAUGACAAAGAAUUGACAAAUAAAAAUGAAGAAAUUGAAACUUGUCAAAGUGUGAUUAAAAAUUUAACAGAAACAUCGAUGAAUUUCAUUGAGAUGGAAAAGAGAUUAGAAAAUUUAAAACAAGAUAAAUUAAUAAUUAUUGAAAAAAUGAAUCAACGUGAAGAAGAUAAUUUAAAAUUAAUGUCACAAUUAAAAAUAAAUGAAGAAGAUAAUAAAUCAAAUGUUCAAGUAUUUAAUGAUAAAAUUAUUGAUUUAGAAACAAAAUUAGGUGAAAAAGAUUCAACAAUUGAGAGUAAACAAAAUGAAAUAAUUUUAUUACAAGAAGAUAUUGAAAAACAUAAAGAGUUAAUUGAAAAUUUAAAAGCUGACAGUGUUGAAAUAAAACAAACUAUUGAUAAUAUUGAAAGCGAAAAAUUAAAAAUGACUGAAAAUAAUAAAAUGCUUGAGGCACAUGUUGCAGUUCAAGAUGACACGAUUAAAUCACUUCAAGAAGAAUUCCAGUCAACAAUUAAAAUAAUGGAAGAUCAGCUACGAGACAAAGAAAUUAUGAUGAUGAGUUUUGAUCAACAAAUACCAUUAUUACAAGAAUCAAUUGAAGAAAAAGAUAAUCUUAUUGCAGAAUUAAAAGAUGAAAUAGAAAAGAUACAACAAUUUUCUGUUGAUAAUGAAAAAUUAUUAACAAAUAAUCAAAAUGAAAUUGUUGAAUUGCAAGAAAGCAUUGAUGUUAAGGAAAAAAUUUUAAAUAAUUUACAAGAAGCAUUGGAAGAAAAAGAAAAAACAAUAAAUGAAUUACAAAAUAUGCUAAAAGACAAAGAAGAUAUUUCACAUAAUUUACAAAUUCAGUUAAAUGAAAAAGAAGAAUUUAUGAAAAAUAUGAAAUUAGAAAUGAGUGAUCUCAAAAAUAUGUUGCAAGAAAAUAUGCAGCAAAAUAUCGAAUCAGAAAAUGCAGAAAUUAAAGCUGAAAUAUCGAAAUAUGAUGAAAAAAUUUCUACAUUAGAACAGCAACUACAAGAAGCCUAUGAAAUAAUUAAUAAUUAUGAAGAAUCAAUUCGUGAAUUAAGAACAAUUGUUAAUCAACGAGAAGAUACUAUUGAAAAUUUAAAAGAAAAUAAUUCUUUAAUGAGUGAAAAAAUUAAACAGAUUGAAGAUGAAAUAUUGGAAAAACAAAAUAAACUUGUAGAAAAUAAUGAAGCAAUUGAAAAAUUAACAAAAGAAAAUGAUAAUUAUUAUUCUCAAAUAAAAGACAAUGAAUAUGAAAUAAUAAAAUUAAAUGAACAAGUGUUGCAAUUGAAUAAUAUUAUUGGUGAUUUUAAAAAUCAAGUUACACAACUUGAGGAUGAUGUUGUUUUAUUGAAUGAUAAAUUAAGAUUAAAAGAAAGUUAUGAAAAUAAAAAUGAAGAAAUGUUACGUGAACUUGGAGCUAAUGAAGAAUUAAUUCAAAAUUUAAAUAUUAAAAUUGAUGAAAAGACAAAUGAAAAUGAGGAACUUCGUGGUCACAUUGAAAUAAUAAAUCAAGAAUUAAAUCAACUUCAUGGUAAUUUAUCUGAAAAAGAAAAUAUGAUUUCUUCAAUUGUUGAAGAAAAGAAUAAUUUAUUGUCAAUUGUAUCAGAAAAAAGUGAAUUAUUGGAUAAUCAAUCAGGCUAUAUGAAUCAACUUCAGAGUGAAUUGACUAAUGCAUACAAAAUGAUGGAACAAUUAAAGCUUAAACAUAUUGAAGAUAUUCAAAUGAUGAAUGACAGAACUCAAGAAUUUAUUGAAGAGCUACAAGUAAAAACAACUGAAUUAACAAAAUUACAAUUAAUAUUGGAAGAAAAAGAAAAACUUAUAUCACAAAAUAUGACGGAGGAAGUUAGAAAAUCAUAUGAAGAAAAAAUUGUGUCAUUGGAAAAUCAAUUACAAGAAACAACAGUAAAUAUGCAAAAUCAAUUACAAAAAAUGAAAAUAAUUGCUGCAAAUUUAAAGAAAAAAACAAAUCAGUGUCAACAAUUUGAAAUUAAAAUUGGUGAAUAUGAAGAAAAAUGGACAACUGAAAAAUCAGAAAAACAAGAAAUGACAUUAAAAAUUCAAGAGCUUGAAAUGAUUAUUGAACAAAAAAAAUCUGAUAUUGAAAUAUUAAAUCAGACUGUUUUUGAGCAUAAAAAACAAGUAGAUAUAUCAAAUGAAAAUAUUGAAAAAUUAGGCAAUGAAUUAGAAUUAACAAGAGAUAAAAUUGAAUACUUGAUGCAAGAAUCUGCAAAUUUGAUGUCUGAAAUUGCAACAAAACAUCAUGAAUAUGAUGCUAAAAAUAAUGAAAUUGAAGCUAAAAAUUUGGAAAUUGAAAAUUUACAAUCUACCAAAUAUGAUCUUGAAUGUGAAUUUGAAAGAUUUAAAGUAGCAGCAACUGAAGAAAAAAAUACAGCUGAUGAAAAUUUGGCAAUAUUAACAAAAGAGUUACAGCUAGCUAAAGAAGAAAGUCAGACAUUAAAUGAAGAAAUUUCAUCAUUAAAAACAAUUAAUCAUGAAUUACAUGUCCAGAUGGAACAAAUGACAGUAGAAAUUUCACAAAAAUCAGCAGUUUUAGAUGAAAAAGAAUUAGAUAUAAAUGAAAAAAUAUCAUCAAAUCAACAAAAAACUCUUGAGCUUGAAAAUAAAUCCUUGGAAAUUCAAGAAAAAUCAUUUGAAAUUGAAAAAACAUUACAAGAGUUGCAAGAAAAAUCAUCUGAGCUUAGAAAUAAAGAAAUCGAUAUUGAAAAUAAAUCAUUAGAAAUUGAAGAAAAAACUAAAGAAAUACAAAAUAAAUUAUUACAAAUAGAUGAUAUGUCAGAUGAGAUUUUACGAAAAACAUCUGAAAUUGAUUCUAAAAAUGCUGAAUAUUUGAAACUAACAGAAAAUAUAAUUGCAGAAAAACAAAUGAUGGAAAUAUCAUACGAAGAAAAAUCAGAAAAAGCUCGUGAACUUGGUGUUCGUAUGCAAGUUAUGGAAAAUGAAUAUGUUGAACAAUUAAAUACAAUACAAAAAUUAAAAACAGAAAAUGGUAUGUUAAUGUCAAAACAAGCACAAAUAAAUGAACGUCUUGAAAAUACUGAAAGUGAAUUAAUUGAACGUGAAAAAAUUAUUGAAAAUUUACAAAAUGAAUUAUUACAAAUAAAUAAUCCAGAAAAUCAAGUAACACAAACAUUAGUUAAUAUGCUUGAAUCAAAACUUCAUGAAAGAAAUGCUGAAAUUGAAAAUUUAGAUAAUGAACUUGCAACAGAACUUUUAAGAUCUGGUGAAAUGAUGGCAGCUGGUGAGCAACAACAACAACAAAAACAAGUACAACAAGUACAAGAAAUAAAUCAUUCACUUGAAGAAUAUAAUAAUUUAUUAGCUAAAAAUUCAGAACUAGAACAACAAUUAAAUGAACUAAAUGAAAAAAUUAUAAAUAUUAAUUUAAAAAAUACAGAAAAUGAAAAUAAAAUUAUACAAAUGAAUGAAGCUAUUGAAGAGAGUCAAAAUAUCCAAAGAUUGUAUACAGAACUGUUGGAAAUUUAUGAAAUUCAUAAAAGAGAUUUCGAAAAAAUUAAAGAAAUUAAUAAUCAACUUGAAUUGGAAAAAAAUCAGUUGACUGAAAAAAUUGACAACUUAACUGUUAAUAAAGAGGAUUCAGUAGAACCUCAACUUUUUGAUGCAUCAAAAUUAUUUACAUCAGAAUCAUCAUGGGAUUUAAAGAGUGAAGAUGAAGUAUCUUCAUUAAAAAAACAAUUGCAAGAACAAGAAAUAUCAUACAGCCAAUUAAAAGCAAAUUUUGAUGCAUUAAAUUUAAAAGCUCAAAAUUAUCAUCAACAAAUUGAUGAAUUAAGUGCCAAUAAAAAUGAAAUUGAUGAAAUUAAAAAACAUUAUGAAGAGAAUAAUAAAUCUUUAUUAGAAAAUUUAAAAAUUUUACAAGAUAAUGAAAAUAAUUAUGCAUUAAUAAUAAAUCAAUUUUUCACUGAUAUAAAAAAUAAAGUAGAUGAAGAAAAACUUGUUUUACCAUUUGAAUUAAAUACACAAAUGUUAGAAUCAAAUUUAAAUAUAAUUUCAUCAAUAAUUGAUGAUUUAAAUAUACAAAAAAGUCAAUUAAUUAAAUAUAAAAAAGAUUCUGUAACCAAAGAAGAGCUUAAAUGUGAUGAAACAUCUGAAUUAUCAUCAACAGUUUGGAAUGAAGAAAUAAAAAUUGAUGAAGAUGAAGAAGUAUGGGCUUGGAAUCAACAAGAAGCUGAACUAUCAACAGUUCCUCCAGUAUCAAUAUGUACAAAUGAAACAAAAUUAUAUGCUAAAAUUGCUGAACUUGAAGAUACAAUAAAAGAUUAUGAAAAUGAAAAAGCUAAAUUAAAUGAAGAUAUUAAAGCAUCACAAAUACGUUGUGGUAAACUUGUUAAAAAAUUAAAAGAAUAUAAAAUACAAAAUGAAAAUUUACAAAAACAAAUUAAAAUACAAUCAUCAAGUGGUGGUUUUGAUGAACUUAAUACAGCAAUUGAAGAUGAACUUAAAUGUCAAAUAAGUAAACUUGAAAAAACAUUGCUUGAAUUAAAAAAUGAUAAUGAUAAAAUAAUACUUGAACGUGAUCAAUUAUCAAAAAGAAUUGAUGUUUUAAUGGCAGGAAAUGAAAGAUUUACAGAAUUAAAAGAACGUCAAGAACGUGAAAUUCAAGUUUUACAAAUACAAAAUAAUGAACUUACAAUAAAGCUAGAAAAUUAUGAACGUAAUUAUUCAGAAAUUCCAAUUGUUAAAACAAAUGAAAAUGAAAAUUUAGAAGUCAUGGAAAAUACAGAAAAUAAUGAAAAUAUUUCGAAAGAUAAAUUUAAUGAAUUACAAGAAUCAAUAGAAAUUUUAUCAUCAGAAAAUGAAGAACUUAGAUCAUUAAUUGAAAAUGAAAAAAUAUUACGAGUUGAUGCAGAAAGUAAAUUGACUGAAAAAUUACAACAAAUUGAAGAAGAAAAUGCUCAACGACAAUCUUUUGAAGAAACAGAUAAAGAAAAGUUAAAUGAACAAAUUCGAGAAAUUGAAGAGACAAAAAAACAAGCUGAAGAGCAAUUAAUUACAUUGGAAAAUAAUUAUAAAGAAAAAAUAAAUUAUCUUGAAAAUACUAUUGCUGAAAAAUCCCUAAAAAUUGAUUACUUUGAAGAAAGUCUUAAAAAUUCACAAUUAGAAUUACAAAAUAUUAGUGAAUCAUUAGAAAAUACAAGUGAAUUAUUAAGUGUUCGUGUUAAAGAAGUAUCUGAAUUAAAAAGCCAAAUUGAAGAAUUAAAAAUUGACAAAGCAAAUAUUGAAUCACGUCAAUUAAAUGUUGAGGAAAUUGGAAAAUCAUUGAAUGAAAAAGAUGAAGAAAUAAUUGAAAUAUCAAAAUUAAAUCAACAAUUAGAAAAUAAAUUAUCGGAAAUUUCUUUCAUGUCUUCUAAAAUUGAAGAAUUAAAUUUAGAAAGAGAACAAAUGACACUAAAAAUUGAUAAUCAAACACAAGAAAUAAUUUUCCUAAAAGAAAAAUUAGAUGAAAAAGAAUGGUUAUUAGAAAAAAUUAAUUCUGAAAAAGCUCUUGAUCAACAAAAAUUAACAUCUUAUGAAGAAGAAAUUGAAAAUUCUAAUGUCUUGAUAAAUCAAUUACAAAAUUCAAUAACAAUUUUAGAACAAAAUAUUAAUGAAAAAACAAAUGAAUUAUCAAUAAAACAAGAAGAAAUUGAUAAAUUUGAAAAAACAAUUUUACAAUUAUCCAGUACUCCAGCUGUUGAAAUUACUGAUGAAGAUAAUAUUGAAAUGAAAAAUCAAGUAACACAAUUAAAAGCUGAAUUAAAUACAAAACUUGAAGAAAUUGAAAAUUGGAAAUACAUGUUAAAUGAAAAUACAUAUCCAAAAAUUCUUCAAGAAUUACAAGAUAAAGUUAAUUUAUUGUACAAUGAAAAAAUACAACUUGAACAAGCAUUAACAAUGGCUCAACAACAAUUACAAUUACAAAAAAAUCAAGAAACAACAGAUAAUAUUAAUGAAAUUGAAAAAAUAUUAAAAUUCAAAGAUGAAGAAAUAAAUUUAUUAAUUAAAAAAUUAGAAGAUAAAACAAUUGAAUGUUCAUUACUUGAAAAUGCAUUAGCUAAACAACUUCCUAAAAAUUUUGAUAAAUCAGAUAUUACAUUGAGUGAUGAUGAAAUCCAAAGAAAAAAUAAAGAAUUAACAUCUAGUGAGCUUGAUAUUGCACUUUAUAUGUUGCAUCAACGUGAUGUAAGAUGUGAAGAAUUAACACAUGAAUUAAUGCAGUUAUUAGAAGAAAGAGACACAUUACAAUUGCGACUAUCCAAUACAAUUAGAUUAAAUGAAGAAUUGCGAAGAAUUUUACCAGCUGAUGUUGAAAAAAGUAUUGCUGAAAAAAUGCCAGUUAUUGAUGAUGAUCAACCAUCAACAUCAGAUACUGAAAAUAAAAUUGAACUCGCUCAAAAGUUAUCACAGCUGCAUACUGUUGGUCAUCGACGUGAUGUGAGAUUAAUGGAUGAACGAGAAUUACGUAAUACACAACAAAUGUCAUUGUUGGCACACAAAGAUGCACUUAGUACAUUACCACCUGAUGCUGCUGCAAGACUCAUCAAUGCUAAUUAUACUCUUUCACGAGACGUUCAGAGCCCAUCUAGCGUGCUACUUAAUUGGCUGUGGGGUAAAAGUACACCAAAAGUCGUUCACAUGUGACCAAAAAGAAAUUUUAUCGACUGGAUGUCAUCGAAAUCUUGAAAAUUCCUUUAAACAUUCCUUUUAAAAAAUAUAAAUUCGACUGCCAAUCGAAUGUUUAUUAUUUUUGUUUGUUAAAUGAUUUUUUGAAGAAUAAAAUUUUUAAAAAAUAAAUCAUCUCGCAAUGUCGAUUGAUAAUUAAAAGAAGAAAAAAAAAAAAUUAUAUUUGUAUAUUCAAUGAGUCAUCUCGAGUGUUUAUUAUUAAUUUAUAAUUGUUUAAUGUUGGUGCCUUUAUGUAUCAAAGUGUCAAAAAUUAAUUGAUCAUUUUUAAUGACAAUUAGAGUUAAAAUAAGAAUUAAAAAAUGAGGAAAAAAUAUAAAAACUGUCAUAUUGUUUUAUAAUAUAUAAAUAUUAUUGUAUAAAAAUUAACUAGGACAUGUAUUUACUAACGAAAAAAAAAAAAUUAAAUAAAUAAAAUGUAAAUUUUUCCUCCUA
This is a messenger RNA of Aphidius gifuensis, 9847 nucleotides long. RefSeq lists its product as uncharacterized. Lineage: Eukaryota; Metazoa; Arthropoda; Insecta; Hymenoptera; Braconidae. The record is from RefSeq and is a predicted model, not a curated record. Bases 284 to 9373 code for a protein of 3029 amino acids. The transcript has 9 exons.